GAGACAUAUAAAAGCAAACGACAAAACUCGCCUGGGAAGUCCAAAGAUAAGAAAGAAAUCAGGAGUCGUACUAGUCGAGAUCAAUGGAGGGAAAACUCUCCUCAGUUGCAAAGCACUUUAAGCCUUCACCCAUUCAAGAACUCUCCCACCUUGCCCAGAAAUCCAACGCCAUCAACCUCGCCGAAGGCUUUCCAGACUUCCCCGCUCCUCUUCUUCUCAAAUCCUCUGCCAUUUCCGCCAUUAAUUCCGACUUCAAUCAGUACAGGCAUGUUCAAGGAAUAUGUGACCUCCUCGCAAAGAAAGUGAAAAUAAUGCAUGGUUUGAAUGUCAACCCUCUGACUGAUAUAGCUAUUUGUUGUGGCCAAUCUGAGGCAUUUGCAGCAGCUGUUUUUGCAACAAUUGACAAAGACGAUGAAGUUAUACUUUUCGACCCUUCUUAUGAAACAUAUGAAGCUUGUGUUACCAUAGCUAGGGGAGUUCCAGUUUAUGUAGCUCUUGACCCACCUCAUUGGACCUUGGAUCCGGAAAAACUCAGGAAGUCUUUUACUGAGAAAACAAAAGCUGUAGUAUUGAACAGAUUUUGCAGUCCUCAGAAUCCAACUGGCAAAGUUUUCAGUGAAGAUGAACUCGAGCUUAUAGCCGAAGAAUGCCGCACUAGGAACUGCUUUGCCAUAACAGAUGAAGUAUAUGAGCACAUAACCUUUGACAACAACAAACACAUUUCGCUUGCCUCGUUACCAGGAAUGCAAGAACGGACUAUCAUCACAUCUUCAUUGUCAAAAUCCUUUAGCGUUACAGGUUGGAGGGUUGGAUGGGCUAUAGCCCCACCUUUCAUUGCCUCUGCAAUCAGAAACAUUCAUGUCAAGAUUACCGAUUCCGCUCCAGCGCCUUUCCAGGAAGCCGCCUUGACUGCUUUGAGAAGCCCUCCUGAAUACUUUGAAUCAUUGAGAAGGGGUUAUGAAUCAAAAAGGGAUUACGUAAUCAAGAUGCUUGAAGGAGUUGGUUUUAAGUUUCAGUUUAAGCCUCAGGGUGCUUUCUUCUUAUUUGCCGAGCUUCCUGAAGAUUGCCCACUUUCUGAUGUAGAAUAUGUCAAAAAAUUAAUACAGAAAGCUGGGGUGGUGGCAGUGCCAGGAUGUGGAUUUUUUCACACAAACUUGGCCUUGAAGAAAAGUUUUCAAGUUGAUUAUAGCUAUCAAAAUAGAUAUAUUAGGUUUGCAUUUUGUAAAAGUAAUGCCACUUUGGCCUCCGCUGCACAAAAACUAGGAUCAAUGAGAUCUUUGAGUCUAUUUACCAGCUAGUAUGGCAUUGAUAUGGCAUUGCACUUGCAGUAUAAUCAUUGAUUUUCAUGUCAAGAUUUCUCUGUCGGUGCCAAAUUAUUAUUACACUUUUAAGAAUAAAAGUUGGU
Morus notabilis is the source of this 1405-nucleotide messenger RNA. Its product is annotated as kynurenine--oxoglutarate transaminase 1. Gene Ontology annotation, biological process: biosynthetic process. Gene Ontology annotation, molecular function: pyridoxal phosphate binding; L-kynurenine:2-oxoglutarate transaminase activity. The transcript is spliced from 9 exons. The record is from RefSeq and is a predicted model, not a curated record. Gene Ontology annotation, cellular component: cytoplasm. NCBI's taxonomy places the organism in Eukaryota, Viridiplantae, Streptophyta, Magnoliopsida, Rosales, Moraceae. The coding region runs from base 84 to 1298 and encodes 404 amino acids.